AUGGAAGCAGAUCAUUCGCAGUGGCACAGCAGUUUCAGAAGAUACCCGUAUUGCUUCAGCAAUAGAGACGCUUUGCUGCUACUCCACAAGAUAAAGUUGCAGACCCCUCCCUGGUGUGUGGAGGUUGUGGGCGUGUUUGUCGUGCCCGCAUUGGCCUUCACUCGUAUCAGAAGGCUUGUCAAAGGAGAUGAGGACGCCAUGGACGACGACGGUCAAGUACGUCUCGUGAACGGUACCAAUGAACUACAAGGUCAAGUGGAGGUACGCCUAUCCGUGAACAACGAGACACAGUGGGGAACAGUCUGCGGCGAUAGCUGGGGUAUCAACGAUGCUACGGUUGUCUGUUCGCAGCUGGGCUACGGUAAGGCUGAAUCAGCAUAUACUGGUCAAGGCAACGGAGACGUAGCGUUGGAUGGCGUCUCAUGUGCAGGGUUAGAGAACAGCUUACUGGAAUGUCCACGGAACGCUUACCUGAAUUGUAACCAGUUAACUACCGCCUGGGUUACCUGUGCACUCCCAGACCAAUAUGACUUACGGUUGCGGUUCGGUAAAACCGAUCUAGAGGGUCGAGUGGAGGUAUACGAAAACAGUACUUGGGCAACAGUCUGCGAUAAUUGGUGGGGCAGUACAGAAGCUACCGUGGCGUGUUGGCAGCUAGGUUACGGCAAGGCUACCGCAGCCCCUCGACGGUCGUUCUUUGGCCAGGACACCGGGGAUAUAGUUUUUGGCACUGUUUACUGCCAAGGAACAGAAAACAGCUUACAUGCCUGCCAACGUAGCAGCGAAUACUGUUCUCACUUUGAACAAGCUGGGGUUGUUUGUAGUCAACCAGAUGUUUACGACAUACGGCUUAUCAAUGGUAGCCACUGGAGGGAAGGCCGCGUAGAGGUUUAUGUCAAGGGUCAUUGGGGCACGGUUUGUGAUCAUAGUUGGGAUUUGCGUGAUGCCAUCGUGGUGUGUCGGCAGUUAGGCUUUAAAAGUGCUACUGCAGCCCCAGGGUCGGCAUAUUUCGGUCAGGGCAGCGGGGACAUCGUCCUGGAUAAAGUUGCCUGUGAUGGAACGGAGAGCAGCUUACAAUACUGCCCCUGGUACGGCGAUACCUUCUCCUGUCUACAUGACCAAGAUGCUGGCGUUGUCUGUAGUAAUGCCGAUUUACCAGAGAAAUAUGACGUACGUCUCAGGGGCGGAGACAGCGAUCUAGAGGGUCGUGUGGAGGUGUACAUCAUCGGUGCAUGGGCAACAGUCUGUGAUCAUGGAUGGGACAUCACUGAUGCUACAGUUGUGUGUCAACAGCUGGGUCAUACCGGUGCGCUCUCGGCCAAUAGCUCGGCGGCGUUUGGCCAGGGCACCGGGAAUAUAGUUUUCGAUAAAGUAGCUUGCAAAGGCACGGAAAACCGCUUACAUGACUGCCCGUUAGACACCACUAACAACUGUUCCCACUCUCAAGAUGCCGGAGUCGUCUGCAAGCCACCAGAACUUUAUGACUUACGUCUAAUGAGUGGUAGCAACGCCAUGGAAGGCCGGGUGGAGAUGUACAAAGACGAUUCUUGGGAAACAGUCUGCGACUAUGAUUGGACCAUCACAGAUGCUACAGUUGCGUGUUGGCAGCUUGGUUACACUAAGGCUAUCUCAGCCCAUAAAUCAGCUUAUUUUGGCCAGGGCAGCGGGGAGCUAGCUCGGACGAUCGGAUGGGAAUGCACAGGGGCUGAAAGCACUUUAGAAGACUGUACGAUGAGUAUGUAUUGGCCUCCUUGCCGUCAUUCUGAAGACGUUGGCGUCGUCUGCGGUGUAGAGGAAUUUGCAGAAAAGGGUUCUUUGCGACUUAUGGAUGGGACAACACAGUACGGAGGGCGUGUGGAAAUAUAUCUCAACGGUAGAUGGGGGACAAUUUAUCAUAACGCUUGGCAGUUCGAGGAGGUUGACGUCGUCUGCAAACAACUUGGUUAUGGACAUGCAACAUCAUUUAAUCGGGAUUACACCAAAAUGGGGACUGGUGCCAUUUUGAUUUUCUCUGUUCUCUGCAAUGGGAAAGAGAGUAGGUUGACAGACUGCAGAUACAGAUCGGCAGAUCCUUUACGCUGUACCCACAUAGGAGAUGCAGGAGUAACAUGCUCUGCACCCGAAAGUGGUAUCGCCGCAGACCUUCCCCCGAUGAACAGGUAUCUCAUGCUUCCUCUGUUAACUUUCUGA
Molecule: messenger RNA, 2190 nt
Organism: Patiria miniata (bat star)
Lineage: Eukaryota; Metazoa; Echinodermata; Asteroidea; Valvatida; Asterinidae
Product: deleted in malignant brain tumors 1 protein-like
Exons: 9
Coding region: 1-2190 (729 amino acids)
Cellular component (GO): membrane
Source: RefSeq, a predicted model, not a curated record